CUGGGAGGCGGCUCUGGGGGGAGCGAUCGCUGCGGUCAGUCCCGGCAGCAGGAAGUGACUCGCAGCCGCUGCGGUGACUCUGGCUCCAGGCUCCCGGCGAGAUCCCCGAGCCCCGGCGGCUGGUGCUGGGAGCCCGGAGCCCGGGCUGCAGCCGGGAGAGGGGAAUCUCCAGCGGGGCCCUUCCCGCUGCUCCCCAGGAGCCUCUCCCAGGGCAGAGCCCCCAGCCCGGCCCCUGCCCCAGGGGGGCCCCGCUCGGAGGGAAGGCUGAGGAAUCAUGCCCACGUUUUGCUCCAGAUUUUCCCAUCUUCAGGAGACAGGGAAGGGAAAUGGCUGUGAUGGAGCCAACUCAGAUGCUGGUGACCUUUGAGGAGAUGGCUGUAUAUUUCACCCAGGGAUAGGGGGCUCUGCUAGACCCCAGUCAGAGAACCUUCUACAGGGACGUCAUGCAGGAGAACCAUGAGACAGUGACCUCGCUGGGAUUUCCCGUUCCCAAACCCGAACUGAUCACCCGGCUGGAACGAGGGGAAGAGCCGUGGGCCCCGGAUCUCCAGGCCCCGGAGGAAAGGGGGAGCCCGAGAGGCACCUGCACAGGUGAUAGGACAGUGAGUGAGAACAAGGAGGAGAAUCAGCAACAGGAAGGUCCUGAGCAAGUGGAAUCGCAGGAGAGGUUUUUGAGAAGAGCUGAACAGAAUUUUUCCCAGUGCUUGGAGCAGGGAAAUGCCUGGGGAGAUCGACACAGAUCAGAGAUGCAGCUGGGAAACUAUGCCGGGAAGAAACUAGAUGAAUUCACUGAAUGCGGCGGAGGAUGUAAGGAUCUAAAGGAAACCACAGUCCAGCAGACAAGUCACAAUGAAGAGAAACCCUACAAAUGCCUUGACCGUGGGAAGCGAUUCCAUUUCAGUGCAAACCUUCUUACACAUUGGAGAACCCACACAGGAGAGAAGUCCUACAAAUGCUUGGACUGUGGUAAAAGUUUCCCUGAGAAGUCAAACUUUACUACACACCAGAGACUGCACAUAGGAGAGAAACCCUAUAAAUGCCUUGUGUGUGGGAAAAGAUUUAAUUGGAGGUCACAGCUUAUGUCACAUCACAGAACCCACACAGGAGAGAAGCCCUAUAAAUGCUUAGACUGUGGGAAAAGCUUCAGUAGGAAGCUAGUUCUUAUUGUACACCAGAGACUGCACACAGGAGAGAAACCCUAUAAAUGCCUUGUGUGUGGGAAAGGUUUUAGGCAGUGGGCACUGCUUAUGUCACAUCAGAGAACAAUCUUAGGAGAGAAGCCUUAUAAAUGCUUAGACUGUGGGAAAACCUUCAUUCACAAGUCAAACCUUAUUAUACACCAGAGAGUACACACAGGAGAG
Molecule: messenger RNA, 1361 nt
Organism: Chrysemys picta bellii (western painted turtle)
Lineage: Eukaryota; Metazoa; Chordata; Testudines; Emydidae
Source: RefSeq, a predicted model, not a curated record